AUGUACAACGGAGGGACGGUAAGUGGCAACAAGUUUGAUGAAACGACCGCGGAGUUGAUUUGUCGUAUCAUGGGGUACGACAAAGUCAUGAGCUGGAACAUUGCCAAUACCUACUCCCCCGAACCUAGUGCUCUAGUGAUUAGUGAAGCGUCUUCCUGUCUCUCCUGUCCUACCAACUCCACUUCCCUCGCUGGAUCUACCUACUGCUCCUGCAAUGAUGACACCUACAUAAGUCCUGACGGAGAUGAAUGUCUGGAAUGCCCGGAAAAUUCUACUUCUGUUAAAGGAUCAGCACACUGCACCUGUGUCGCUGGCACUUACCUCUACUCUAACCUCGGCAGCUGUGUGCCAUGUUCAAGUGGUACCGUCAGCAAGGAAGGAGGAACGGCCCCGAGUGACUGUGUGAGUUGUCUUGCUGGAUCAGUGCCAAUCAACAAUGGAAAAGUUUGCAGCUGUGAGAAGGGGUAUGGAUGGGGAUGGAACUCCAGCGGGGAUGGAUCUUGUAAAGUCUGUACUGCAAACUUCUUCAAAGACAGACAACAAGGUACUUGCAGGAGAUGUCCUCACGAAGCCACCUCCCUCCCUCUCUCUGAAGAGUGUCACUGUCCAAGUGGACUAUCUUGGGAUGGAGAAAGCUGUGUGAACUGCACUUCUCCAGGUAGCAGUAGUGGAGUGUGUAACUGCUUAGCCGGAACAUACUGGAGUGAGGACAGUAGCCAGUGUGAACCCUGUCCCACAAACCACUACAGUGGACAGUUCUUCUCCGUCUGCUCAAAGUGCCCUAUCUUCACAGUAUCUGAGUCCCAAUCUUCUGAAUGCUCUUCUUGUCCUAAAGGAUACUCCUGGGAGAACCAUGCCUGUACUGAAUGUCCAGAAAAUCACGUUGGAAACGGGGCUACUUGCAGCAUCUGUCCAGAAGGAACUUCACCGUCCAAAAAUAAAACCAUCUGCCAAAAGUCUGCUGACAUUCUGUCAAUGGUGUUCAUAGCGCUCUCCGUGAUCAUAAUUACCAUGGUCAUAGGAAAUAUUAUUUUCACGUGGAGGGAAAGACGAGCAAGGAUCAUGAUGGAAGAUAUACAGAUGGUGUACCAAGCUGAGCCUUCGACCAGUCAAAAGAAAGGUGGAAGUUGCAGUGAAGUUGCCAAACCUACUCUCCCAGAAAGAGGACACACCUUGCAGCAGGAUGACUUGUACGCCAACUUCAGCUAG
Messenger RNA from Bolinopsis microptera, 1209 nucleotides. RefSeq names its product proprotein convertase subtilisin/kexin type 5-like. Lineage: Eukaryota; Metazoa; Ctenophora; Tentaculata; Lobata; Bolinopsidae. The coding region runs from base 1 to 1209 and encodes 402 amino acids. The transcript has 2 exons. The record is from RefSeq and is a predicted model, not a curated record.